Messenger RNA from Schizosaccharomyces cryophilus OY26, 963 nucleotides. RefSeq names its product 60S ribosomal protein L8. Gene Ontology annotation, cellular component: ribosome; cytosolic large ribosomal subunit. Gene Ontology annotation, molecular function: RNA binding; structural constituent of ribosome. Lineage: Eukaryota; Fungi; Ascomycota; Schizosaccharomycetes; Schizosaccharomycetales; Schizosaccharomycetaceae. Gene Ontology annotation, biological process: cytoplasmic translation. The record is from RefSeq and is a predicted model, not a curated record. The coding region runs from base 69 to 830 and encodes 253 amino acids. The transcript has a single exon.
AGUAGUCCGGUCGACAUUUGGGCUUAGUACACGUACCAUACAGAGCAUCAGGAGCUUGGACGGUUAAAAUGGGUCGCGUUAUUAGAGCACAAAGAAAGAGCGGAGGAAUUUUCCAAGCUCACACUCGCCUUCGUAAGGGAGCCGCUCAGCUCCGUACUUUGGACUUUGCUGAGCGUCACGGAUACAUUCGUGGUGUCGUCCAAAAGAUCAUUCAUGACCCUGGUCGUGGUGCUCCUUUGGCUAGAGUUGCUUUCCGCAACCCUUACCACUACCGUACUGAUGUCGAGACCUUCGUUGCUACUGAAGGUAUGUACACUGGUCAAUUCAUCUACUGUGGUAAGAACGCUGCUUUAACCGUUGGUAACGUCUUGCCCGUUGGUGAGAUGCCUGAAGGUACUAUUGCCUCCAACGUCGAAGAAAAGUCUGGUGACCGUGGUGCUUUGGGUCGUUCCUCUGGUAACUAUGUAAUCAUUGUUGGUCACGACGUUGACACUGGCAAGACUCGUGUCAAGUUGCCCUCUGGUUCCAAGAAGGUCGUUCCUUCUGCCGCUCGUGGUGUCGUUGGUAUUAUCGCUGGUGGUGGUCGUGUCGACAAGCCCUUGCUUAAGGCUGGUCGUGCUUACCACAAGUACAAGGUCAAGCGCAACUGCUGGCCCAAGACUCGUGGUGUUGCUAUGAACCCCGUCGAUCACCCUCAUGGUGGUGGUAACCAUCAACACGUUGGUCACUCUACCACUGUCCCCCGUGGAUCCGUUCCUGGUCAAAAGGCUGGUCUUAUUGCUGCCCGCAGAACUGGUCUCUUGCGUGGUGCUGCAGCUGUCGAAAACUAAGCUUCGUUAUCUAAUUGUUUCAAAAUGCUCGCUAUCCAAGCUACCUUUGUUUUGGGUUAUGUAAUGUUUAUAAAAAGUAAUACAAUGAUGGCUGUCUGUUCAUGUGUUAUGAGGGCAAGAAAAAUAUUUAGAC